UAUUUUAAGGAGACAAUUGAAAAAAGCAAACAUUUUAUAACAUAAAAAUGUUUUAUAAUUAUAUGUUGUAUGUUUUUGUUAUAUAUUAUAAAAUGUUUGCUUUUUUAAAGCCAUUUUAAGUUCUGUACUGCCAAAAACUGUUACAUAAUAAAAGCUUUUUUGUCUGGCACUCAUCAGUGUAUAGAACGUUAACAAUAUUGAGGGUCCGAAAGAACAAUAUUGAAAAAUACACCCAGUUGUGGAUCAAAAAAGGCCAAUCGGAAAAACGCAAGCACAAGACCGGUAUAGUUGUCCAAUCAGUAUCCCGUCCCUAUAAAAAAAUCAACACUGGAAAUAAAGAGAGAAAGCGAUAUUCAUCUGUCUACACAAUAGCAGCUUGUUCGUUUGUAUGUAGAUCAGUUCUAAAACUACUGGAUGAAAAGUCGACCGGGCUCUGCCAAUUAUCUUAACCUUUAGGACAUUAUCUGCGUUAUGUUGUAUGUAUUGUCCGGUUGCAAAAUCACUUGUUUUAGCGAUGUUUUAAGACCUACAAGCUCGAGGAGACUAUACUGAGUGUAGUGGAAUUAGAUAUAAAAAACGGUCUAACCGGAUAAAAAUAAUAUAUAGCUGUAAUUUGGCACAGAUGUUCUAUACUAAGUUGGAAAUGACCAGAAAAAAGCCCCAUCAAUUGGGCAUUGGGAAUUCCUUAUUUAGGCAUAUACCAUAAUGACGCACUGAUCAGUAGUGGUUUAAAACUUUGAGGUUGCUAAAACCACCAAGUAUGUAUUAGAAUAUGCAGAUUUAGUGGUGAUUGGGCAGAAACAAAGUGGGACGAGUGAAUAUUGAAAAGCGCGCGGAAAAUAUGGCUGAUCCUCUGAAUAUUUUCUUUUUAUAUCGCAAAUUAUAUCGAUGCAAAAUCAUUAAGUGUGUGAAUAAGAUAAAGUAUGAUAAUACCCACUCAGCCCGGGCUGACACAACCCGGGCCCACUCAGCCCGGGCUGACUCAACCCGGGCCCACUCAGCCCGGGCUGACUCUAGUAAAACAAUCUUUACUGCAGCAGCAAAUUCCGGUCAAAUCUAAAGAAAUAUCUAAAUAUUAAAAACAAAGUAACUCGUGACCGAAGGGUCCAAACAACAUGAUUUUUUCAUUAUAUACUAAUUUAAAGAUGAAGAUUUCAAUUCUGACAGUUUUUCAACUUUUUCAUUGACAUCUUCCAUCUUAGUAAUUUUUGUUACUAAGACGUAAAGAGCACUGCCAAUUUCAGUGCAAAUUCAGAGUGGCUGCACAAAACUACAGCUUGAUGCUGGGCCAGUAAUAUUCCCUUUAUGCCCUUCACUUGAAGAACAGAAUUUUAGGGAAAUUUGUCGUGGAUUGCGGAAAUCUGGCAAUUUCUCAACCUAACGAGGGAAUUCUACACACUUACCGGACGCAGCUUGUCUCAAAAUAAUACACUGAUUGUAUAAAUUUCAAAAUGUUUAGCGGGAUUCUUAACCUGCUUCUUGUUGGAUAGGAUUUCAUCAUCGCAUUUUUUGAUCUUGUUAAUAUAUAAGUUGUUCUUAAAUAAACUUAUAUACAUUCAGAGGUGGCGCCAGAAAUCUUCCAACAGAGGGGUUGGAGCUUCCAACAGGGGGGCUAAAUUAACUAUAAUAUGCAGUUUUCGUACGUUAUUUUGUCAAAUUUGAUCCGACAAUAACCUAAAAUUUUCUUCCGAUAGGGGGGCUAGAUGCUUCCGAUGGAGGGACAGUAGCGCCCUAGCCCUCCCCUGGCGCCACCACUGUAUACAUUCUAUUGCCCAGUUGCCCCCUAUCUGCUAUUUUUGACCAGAAAGUACUUAUUUCCACAUUGUAAGGGCGUGUAUGUUGAAUAAAAGUUGUUCAGCAUGAAACUGUCUUUCAGAAUAUGUACAUAUGAUGUGGUUUUAGCGACAUCAAAAUUUGAACCCCUGUUGAUCAGUGCGUCAUAUGGGAUUUGCCAAAAUAAGGAAUUCCCAAUGUCCAGUUGAUGGGGCUUUUUUCUGGUUAUUCCCAGUAUCGUAUGGAACCUAUGUGCCAAAUUACAGCUUUUUAUUAUUUUUGUCCGGGUAAAGUCGUUAUUCUACCACACUAACUCUUUGAGGAGCAGUUUUGUUCGGUUGCAAAAUCGAACAUGUUCAGUUGUAGAUAUUGUCCGGAUGCAAAAUAAAUUGUUUUAGCGAUAUUUUAAGACCUACAAGCUCGAGGAGGCAGUUUUUUUCUUAUAUUUGAAGAAACAUGUUGUUUUAUCCCAUCCUCAUAUCUUUGGAUUUUGCGUCCUACGUAGCCAGAAUCACACUGGCACACAAUUUGAAAAACCAGAGAUACUGUCUUAUAUUGACACUUUAUUUCUUGAAUCAAGACAAGCCAAGCCUUUCAUAUUUAUACAAUUGCUACUGCUUUAAAAUAGUGCAACUUGGUCUCAUUCUUCUGUUUAGUUUCUGCAAAUCGCUGCGUAUGCUUUAGUGAAAUGCUUCUAACAUGGUUCGCUCGUCGUUCUUCAACUGAUGGAAAUCCUCUGUAGACCAGUCAUGCCACGGUUUUUUAACUGACUGGGUUAGCUUUAAAAUGUCUUCUUUAGAAGUAUAUUUUACAUCCGAGGCUUAUAGCUUUUCUACAGCAAUGAUAGGCUGGCUCUAACAAAAUGUGGUGUAACAAAAUAUGGUAAAAAGAUGCAGUGCCACUUUUUCAGCUCGUAAAAAUAAGGUUAUUUGACGCAUUAGCUUGUAAUGAAAAUUGAUUUUCGCAAAGUCUCCUAAACUCCUUCUCAAUCAGAAACUUUAACUCCCCCGAAAAAUCAUUUUCAUGACAUCAAAACGGAAAAUUUUGCUUUUACAACCGUUUUUAUCAUAGUUUAAAAAUUCGUCGAUAGCACUGGUAUGUCAUACAGCAUUAACAAUGAAUCUAACGUAUGUGAUAACUCGAUAUGGCAGCUGCAUCGCAUUGUAAGGUCAUUUCUUAUAGCAAGAGAAGAUUCUAUCGUACAGGUCAUUUUCGUUGUUAACUCCUCGCAGGGUGGACGCAUUUGGAUUGGCAGUGGAUGCUCAUCUCAGGUCUGCACAGUGUCGUUGCGAUUAUUGAGAAUAAGCUGCAGUAAAAAUCAGAAAUCUGCUCAGUCAACUCGAAAACCAAGCGUGCAGACCAAUGCAGCGAUGAGACGGAUCAAAAUCCGAAGUUUUGACAUUAGCGAGUUGCUGCUAGUUCUGCUUAUACUUCUGGCAGUUACAUUAGAAACGACGGGGAGAAUGGUAUGCAAGAAUAAUUUGAUGUGUGUGACGCAAAACCGAGAUAGUUGCUGCAAAUCCACGGGUGGCAGUUAUGGUGUCUGUAGUCCAUUAAUUCCACUUGGGAAGAAAUGUCAAAAGAAUGUUAGGAGAAAAUACCUGAUCGAUGGCUUUGCGUUGAGCAGUUGUGCCUGCGAAAGAGGACUGACUUGUACGAGGGUAAUCAAAAAACGAAAGAACAAGAAAAAAGGGAAAAAGUCAUACAGAAUAAAGUACAAAUGCCUACCUAUACGGAAAGAGGUACCUGAGGUGGCCGAAUUUCACCCCUGGUCAUGAUAUAUCCUUAUAUAUUAAAAUAAUCAAUCGCGGUAUUGUUAAGCUGCCACAAUUGGACCACGCCGUAUGGUAACCUAUACCUAGAUCGGCAUUAUCUGGCAUGCUGAUGCCUCCUUUACCCUCUGCCUGGAUAGCAGAUUGCCAGAUUGCAUAGCUCGGUCUCCCGUGACUUGGCCUGCCGGACUUUGAUGCAUAUGCCUUGUCUGAUUAACACGUCAUGUUCAUCCAAAGAUGAACUUCACUGAUGGACAAUGUAUGCUUAUAUAAAUGUAUGAUGAAUAAACGUGAGAUUAUAAUCUAUAUUAAUGCAUUAGAUCUCCAGCUAUAUUUACGCAAUACUUAUGCUAAUAUAAACGAUAAGAUAAACAUCUUUAGACUGAGCAGAAAAAUGUUUGAAUUAGCUAAUGUGCAUUUAAAGCCACUUUAACAUGCUGCUUAGAAUUACUUCGUACUGACGACGCUGGACUGUUAAGACAGAUAAAAUUGUAAAUAAUUAUAUCAGGCUAAUUAUUUCAUUCACCGUACAGUUUCUUUCCGGCUCAAUGCCCAGCUGUCUUCUCAAGGCUACUCGAGAUCUUGAAUCUAAAGUGCACCAAUUAUGGUUACAGCAAUACCUAAAUCAGGGGCAUCAGUACCAGGGAAGCGGGGCUACCAAAUCCCCCCCCCCCCCCAGUUUUCGGAAAUGCAAUUUCAUACUUGCUUUCUCCGUGUAUAACCGUCGUUUUGAAAGGGUAUCUCUUAUUACCCCGCUACGCCCAUUCAUAUUUCAGCUAAAAUCCCUCAAUUUCAAUUUUUAUUCAUGCGUCCCUGAUAUUGAACGCAAGCACCCAGGAAUCUAUGAUGCAAAUUUUACAGCUAGUCUUCUUCAGUCGAAUUGAUAAUGAAGACAAAUGUUUUGACUGCUUAAUUGCACGUGUAAUUUCAAUCAGUCAAAAAUAUGGUCGAGGAUGACGUCAAACGAACCACGCUGGGUGAAAUUGGAAAUAGAUUUAACCUUUGAAAUGAUUGAACAUGUAUUUAACAUUGGUUUGAAUAAUCAAGGAAAUUCGCUGUUCGUGUUGCCUUCUUGUGACUAACAAAUUUCGGAAUUAAUGUGCAUAUUCCUUUGAGUCUCUAUGGAUUUACAUUGUUCUGAUGCCCAACAUUUGCUAAGGACUUUUUUGACUGCUCUUUCAAGAAAUGUAAACAUUUGAAAAGUUACCGUAAAGGCUCUAUUAAGCCCCCUCUCUCUAUUAAGCCGCCCCUCUCUUUUAGCCUUUGUUGUCAACAAGAAAAACAUGGACAUUUAAUGGGUCUCUUGACGGGCGCGACGAUGAAAGACUUAAUUUUGCGCCUAAGAAGUCACUUGAAAUUUGUUUAGAAGAUGUCCUAGGGUUAACAAUUGAUCCUGGUGAUUCUGAUGAAAAUGAGGACCUUAUAAUUGAUUAAUUAGACUUUCGCAGCUGCUAGCAAAGUUUUCUGACAAAAUUUGUAUGACAUUUUAAUAGGUGUUUGUUUUAUGAUGUUUAAAAAAUAGACAAGGACAUUUUUAAAACAUUUAUUACUUCAAAUUUUUUUAAUAAGCCCCCUCUCUCUAAUAAGCCCCCUCUCUUUUAAGCCCCCCUCUAGGACUGAAUAAAGUAAAUAAGCCCCCCUGGGGCUUGAUAGAGCUUUUAGGGUAUUCAAACAUAAGUUCAGAAUCCCUAGAUAAGUAUGUAUGGUCGUUGUUUUGUAAAAAUAGUAAAGUGCAAGGGGGUUAUGUUUUUACAAACUAAAACAGUGACAAUGGUCAAAUGCAGAUUUUUGAAAUGGAACCAUAUUUUGGUUCAUCAACUCGCACAAUGAAUUCUUUUCGACGGCUUUGAGCUCAUGUUUGCCAAGAAAACCAUAACAAUAUGGGCGAAAGUUAUUGAAACACGAAAGGCCAUAAGAAAGAAUUGAUUGACUACCAUGCACACAAAAACUGCAUUAUGCAGCAUGUAAUUUAAUGGAUAUCAGGUUCUACAUUAUUGUAUAACCAACUCUUUAAUGUUGUAAUUAAUUAACUUUUAUUUUUUUUCGUUUAUUUGUGUAUUUAGUAAUUUUUCCAUAAUUUAAUUUCAAUAAAUUUACUGUUGGAGAGUAUGUUGAAGUGCAUAGAUAUAUGAAAGUCCAGAUGCUGGUUUCAA
Messenger RNA from Rhopilema esculentum, 5698 nucleotides. The record is from RefSeq and is a predicted model, not a curated record. NCBI's taxonomy places the organism in Eukaryota, Metazoa, Cnidaria, Scyphozoa, Rhizostomeae, Rhizostomatidae.